Molecule: messenger RNA, 1464 nt
Organism: Drosophila serrata
Lineage: Eukaryota; Metazoa; Arthropoda; Insecta; Diptera; Drosophilidae
Source: RefSeq, a predicted model, not a curated record
AGCGGCCCGCCAGCCAACAGUUCAUUAAUGAUCUAUGCAUUAAUGUUGCUCUCGUUGGUCCUCACAAUGGGGGCAGUAGAUGCCAUCGAUGCCCCACUGCCAUUGUCUCUGGCAGAGAUCCCGCUGCUGUCACUGGAGCAGGGCAAACACCAUUACCAUGAAGCGGGUGUGGAAUCGUUGCCGGGAUUAACGGGAUAUACGCGAAAUUAUUAUGACCCCGCUGACACUGCACCGACCGAUGACUUGGCAACAUAUGGAAAUUAUGCUCACAAGCUCCUGGCCGCACACCACCAUCCGAAUACGGACUCACAUCCACAUCCAGUAUCAUCAUCACCAUAUCCCGCCACCGCCAAUGGCUUUGUGCCCUUCUACUACACCAACCAACUGCACUCGCACUCGUCUUCCCACUCUCAGUUUGCUGGCGAGGAUGAGGAGCCACGACGCGACCCAUCGGCCAAUAUCGAUUUUGUCAUUAAUGCGGCAAAUUAUGAGCCAAAUUCCGCGGGCUACGAGGAGACCUACGAAGGCUAUGCAUAUCGGCCGCGGGUGUCGUUGCCGACGCCUCCCAAUCAUUACCAUUUCGAGCAAAUUUCCAAUUACCGGAACCAGGACCAUCGAACGGAGGAGGAACUGGAUAAUUCCGGUGUCUAUGCGCGCCACAAAGAGCUGCAAACAUUGGCAAACCCGGUUAAGCGGGAACAGCGGGAGGAAUCGUUAUCCACUCACAACCAGCAACUGGCAGGGCGACACGAGCCCCAGGAACAGAGACUGGAAGGGAGGCAGCAGCAGCAACAUAAUCAUCAGCAAUGGCAGCAGCAACAGCAGCAGCAGCAAAAGCAACAGCAACAGCAGCAAAAGCAACAGCCACUGCCCUACCAGCAACAUGUAUUGCAGAAACCUUUAGGAUAUAUCCAAGAUCAACGGCAGCAACAGCGUUUGGGUUUGGCUCAGGAUCAGCAAUUGCUAUACUCCCACACAGACUCUCGGGUGGCCGAUCUUCCCGCCAUAACAACCAGUGUUCGUCACACUCCGGCGAGUAGUAAGGCCGUGGCCGGAUUGCCGCUCUCCAAGCACAUUGAAGUGACCAAGAAUGUACCAGUCACUCACUACCAAAAGCAACAUGUUCCCUACAAACAAUCGGUCCAGGUGCAGGUGCCUCGAACCGUCAUCGCAGCCAUUCCCAAGCCAAUGCCCAUCAAGAUACCCGUGGCUAAAACCGUAGCCAUUCCGCAGCUGCAAGAGGUAAAGAUACCGAUCGAGCGGGUUAAGCCAGUUCCCGUGGAGCGUCCCAUUCCGUUUGUGGUGGAGCGAAGAGUGCCCUACCGAGUGGAGAAGCCGGUGGCCACGCCAGUCUACUAUCCGUAUCCGGUCAAAGUGCCCGUGGUGCGGACGGUGGUGCACAAGCAGCGAACCCACUAUGUGGCACCGGGUUGGAGUGCCACCGGCAAUCAUUUGCUUGGCUGA